GGGAGUUUUUCCCAGCAUGCAGCGGGGCCCGCCAGUAUUUGAUCCUGCAACAAGAAGAAGAGCUGAGUUCAUAUUAACAACAUGUCAGCGUGUUUGUUUUAAAGCUGAUAAACUACGAGUUUUAUUGGUUUUUACUGAGGGCGUCGUGUAUGUAAAUCCUCUCCAGUUGUGAGGAUGAGCAGCCCAGGGCCGAGCAGUGGGACAAACAAAGCAGCUGAACUCUUUGAGGACUUGUGGAGGCGACUUGGAGAGUGUCACCAGGAUGCACUUCAAGAACUGGGGGAAAAAGUGGUCAAGCUGAAGAAGGACCGCUGUUUAGAUGCUCAGAGGCUUGAGGUGUUUUACAGUCGCAACCAGCAGCUGAAGGAGCAGAACACAAGCCUGCAGGAUGCCAUCAGCCUCCUGGAGGAAAGGCUCCGAGCAGGAGAAUGUGAUCGAUGUGCCGUGUUAGAGGAGAACCUGAAAAACGACCAGGAACAGAAUCUGCGUCUCAUCGCUGAGCUGAAGAAUGAAAGAAACGGCCUGAAGGAUGAGAACAGAAGACUGCAAGCUGAAGUGCAGAACUUAAAGAUGGCUUGCUCAGAGCUCCAACUGGCCUCAACCCCAGAACAGGAGGAAGGCAUCAUCCCAGACUCACCAGUAAUGGCGAGCUCGCUUCCCGUGGCGAACAGACUGAAGAAACGUAAAAAUAUGGACAAAAGCCGGCGCCUUCAAUACACAGAGCAGCCUCUAACGCAGAUCAACAACUCGCUCUUCAGUGAGCUGAAUAAGAAGCCUGUUGAUGCCGCAAAGAAUCCUGGAAGAGCAGAAGUGCUUGUACCCGAAACAUGUGUCCUGGACUCUUCCCAGAUCUCAAACGAUGUGAUUCCUGAUAGAGACGAGGUGGUCGCAGAAACAUGCGGCUUCGAUCUUCUUGUCAAGCAUCACAUGAAAAGUGAAGUGGUUGCAGCGCAGCCGAGAAGCUUGAAGCCUCCCUGGAAAAACAACGUUUCUUUAAAACCCUGUGGCUCCUCCUCCUCCACACUGAUCCACAGUCCAGACUCCACUUCGGAAAGGUCCCUGUCUCUUCUCCCCCGAGUCAAGAGGUUAUCAGUGGACAGCUCCAUUCAAAAAGCUAAAAGGAAGAAGGAGGAAAUUCAGAGGCAAGAGGACACGAAACAUGGGAUCCAGGAGCGGGUGGGCGCACAGAAGGAAGGCAACCACAUAGAGGCCGAAGUGACCGAGCGCACCUCCACACCAAAUCAAAGUCUCGUGAAGCAGCCACCGGACAGCAAGGAUAAAGGGAGACAGGUUCAUUCAGGACAAAAGGAGCCCAAUGUUUUUCAUGCAAGUCCAGUUUUCAAGAAACCAGACGAGAGGUGUAAAGGAUCGGGGGACGGGGUUGGGAGGAGAAGAAACGCAUCACAUGACCAACAUGAAGCAGACAAUGGACUGGGCGGAAAGGCGAAUGACAGUUUGGACAUGAUGUUUGACACUUCGGCUAAUGGGGAAUACAAGUCUUUCACCUGUUCACACGCAGGCCAAAGCCAGCACUGUGGUGGUGGGGAUGAUGAUGAUGAUGAAGAAGAGGAGGAGGAAGAAGAUGAAAAGGACAAUGAACGAGAUGCUCCUGACAACUCUCCAGGUCAAAGCAAGUCACGACAACCAACAUUUGCUCAUGUGGUGGUAGUUCGCAAGAAAGACGAGAGAAGAAAACUGAAGGGCACUACCUGCAAGGAAUGUGAAAUUUAUUAUGCUCAUCUCCCAGAGGAGGAAAAGCAGAAGAAGUUGUCAGCCUGCUCGAGGCACCGUUUUCUUUACAUUCCUCCGUCUACGCCGGAAAACUUCUGGGAAGUUGGAUUCCCAUCCACACAAACAUGCAUUGAUAGAGGUUACAUCAAUGAGGAGAAGAAACCUCAGGUUCGCUCACGGAGAAGAACACCCUUAAAUGCUUGUUUCUCCCCAAAGCAAAAGAGCUGAAGAAGUUUGACUUCAGUUACAGCAAGUAAAUAACAUGAGAGAAGAAGUUUAUAACUGUAUUUAAACUUCACUGAGGACAGUGAAGCCGUCACCUGACUGUACAGACUGUAGAUACUAUGUGUGCUUGUGAUGUGAUAAGAUAAAUAAAAGUUACUAUAUGCCUUAA
This is a messenger RNA of Platichthys flesus (European flounder), 2125 nucleotides long. It is a transcript of the gene rbbp8, whose product is annotated as retinoblastoma binding protein 8. Gene Ontology annotation, cellular component: site of double-strand break. Gene Ontology annotation, molecular function: Y-form DNA binding; damaged DNA binding; double-stranded DNA binding. Lineage: Eukaryota; Metazoa; Chordata; Actinopteri; Pleuronectiformes; Pleuronectidae. The transcript has 17 exons. The record is from RefSeq and is a predicted model, not a curated record. Gene Ontology annotation, biological process: DNA double-strand break processing involved in repair via single-strand annealing; double-strand break repair via homologous recombination. Bases 175 to 1959 code for a protein of 594 amino acids.